AUGGCUGAUUCACCAAGUAGAUCAUCAUCAGUAGAUGCACAACCACCACCACAACAAAAUAUUAUAGAACAAGUAAGAUCGGCACAAGAACGUCAAUUGGAUGAAUUAAGAAAACAAAGACAAGAAUUAAGAAAACAACAACAAUUAAGAGCUCAAUUUGCUCAACAACGAAUUAUUUCUCCAUUACAACAUCAGACUUCAAAUCGACCUUCACCAUUGGGAAGUGGUGGGAGUAGAAUUGGGAGAGAAGAGGGAUUAAUUCCAAGUCCUGCAGCUGGUGGUUCAAGACCUUCACCAAGACCUACAAACGUUAAUUUAGCAUCAUCUGAAGCAUUAAGAAGAGCUACUACUACUACUACAAGAACAGAACAAAGUCCCGGAGUCAUAAGAUCAACAACUACAUCAACUGCAGCAGCAGCUUCAUCAGCAUCAACAAAUAUAAGAAGACCACCACCACCACCACCUACAGUUCCACCAACUACUACCACAACAUCAAGAACUCCAUUAACUUUAUCACCACCAACUAGAAGAAUAGAACAACCACCAAUAGAAUCAACAUCGUCUAGAGCAGAAGCACCAAUUCCAAUACCGAGACAACGACCUCCAACAGCAGGAGGAACAACAGGUAGAAAGACAAUACCAGGAUUAACCACAUCAGCAUCAACAUCAAAUCCAACAUCUUCUUCUUCAUCAUCAUCAAGACCACCACCUCAACCAACAACAACUAGAGAACGAAUAACGGAAAGACAAGCAGGACAAGAUACUGAACGACGAGUUACAACAAAUAGAAGAGGAUCACAAUCGGAUAGAAGAACAUCAACUACAACAAGACAAAGACCAGGAGCAUCAACAACAACAAGACGAACAACUACUUCGACACCAGCAUUAGGUGGACUAGGUACAACAACGACACGAACAACAACAAGAGUCACAAAAAGAUAUAGACCUGGUACAUUAGCCAUUAGAGAAAUUCGUAAAUUUCAAAAAUCAACAGAUCUCCUAAUUAGAAAAUUACCAUUUGCAAGAUUAGUUAGAGAAAUUUCACUAGAGUUUGUUGGACCGGAAUAUGGAUUACGUUGGCAAUCAAAUGCAAUAUUGGCAUUACAAGAAGCAAGUGAAAGUUUUUUAAUUCACUUAUUGGAAGAUACAAACUUAUGUGCUAUUCAUGCUAAAAGAGUUACUAUUAUGCAGAAAGAUAUGCAAUUAGCUAGACGUUUGAGAGGUCAAGAUUGGCUUUAG
Molecule: messenger RNA, 1239 nt
Organism: Lodderomyces jiufengensis
Lineage: Eukaryota; Fungi; Ascomycota; Pichiomycetes; Serinales; Debaryomycetaceae
Product: histone H3 family protein
Exons: 1
Coding region: 1-1239 (412 amino acids)
Cellular component (GO): nucleosome
Molecular function (GO): DNA binding; protein heterodimerization activity; structural constituent of chromatin
Source: RefSeq, a predicted model, not a curated record